AUGGCACGCAUCCUCAAUUGCUUGCUCCUUCUUCUAGCCUGCCUCGGCACUUCAAUUCAAGCAAAAGACCAAGAUGUUUCCCGAUGGCCCCUCCAAGACAACGGACUAAACAAAGUGGUUGAAUGGGACCACUACAGCUUCCAAAUCAACAACCAACGCAUCUUCAUCUUCUCCGGCGAAUUCCACUACUGGCGCAUCCCAGUCCCAGAAUUAUGGCGCGACAUCCUGGAAAAGAUCAAAGCGGCAGGCUUCACAGCCUUCGCCUUCUACUCCAGCUGGGCCUACCACGCCCCAAACAACGCAACAAUCGACUUCACGACCGGCGCUCAUGAUAUCACUCCCAUCUUCAGCCUCGCUAAAGAACUCGGUCUCUACAUCAUCGUCCGUCCAGGUCCCUAUGUCAACGCCGAAGCCAGUGCUGGCGGUUUCCCAUUGUGGUUGACAACCGGCGACUACGGCACGCUGCGCAAUAAUGAUACCCGCUAUACAAAGGCCUGGACACCUUAUUUCACUAAGAUGUCUGAGAUCACUAGUAAAUACCAGGUUACUGAUGGACAUAACUCGAUUGUGUAUCAGAUUGAGAAUGAGUAUGGGAAUCAGUGGGAGAGUAGUGCUUCUCUGCGUGUGCCUAAUGAAACUGCUAUUCAUUAUAUGGAAUUGUUAGAAGCUAAUGCCCGUGCUAAUGGCAUUACCAUUCCUCUCACGGCGAAUGAUCCCAACAUGAAUUCUCACUCGUGGGGAAGUGACUGGUCGAAUGAGGGUGGGAACGUUGAUGUUGCAGGUGUUGAUUCUUACCCUUCGUGCUGGACCUGUGAUCUGAGCCAAUGCACCUCCACCAACGGCGCCUAUGUCCCCUUCCAAGUCAUGGACUAUUACAGUUACUUUGAAGAAUCCUCACCCAACCUGCCAAGCUUCAUGCCCGAGUUCCAAGGCGGUUCCUACAAUCCCUGGGGCGGACCGGAAGGCGGCUGCCCAGAAGACAUCGGCGACGAUUUCGCUAACCUCUUCUACCGCUGGAACAUCGGCCAACGCGUCACAGCUAUGAGUCUGUACAUGCUUUUCGGCGGAACGAACUGGGGAGCCAUUGCCGCGCCUGUUACUGCCAGUAGUUACGAUUACUCUGCUCCAAUUUCAGAGGACCGUUCGAUUGGAUCGAAGUACCAUGAGACGAAGUUGCUCGCUCUGUUUACUCGCUCUGCGCGCGAUCUUACCAUGACUGAUCUCAUUGGAAAUGGGACGCAGUAUACGGAUAAUGCUGCGGUCAAGGCAUUCGAGCUGAAGAAUCCUGAGACAAGUGCUGGUUUCUAUGCUACGUUCCAUACCAACACUUCCCUCGCGACGAAUGAGGCUUUCCAUUUGAAGGUUAAUACAUCGGCUGGAUUGCUGACUAUCCCGAAACAUGCCAGCUCUAUUCGUUUGAAUGGGCAUCAGUCCAAGAUUAUUGUUACGGAUUUCGCUUUCGGGGAGAAGAAGUUGCUUUACUCUACUGCUGAAGUUCUCACAUAUACCGUUUUCGACAAGACGCCUACUCUUGUGCUUUGGGUUCCUACUGGCGAGUCUGCUGAGUUCUCUAUCAAGGGUGGGAAGAGCGGCUCUGUUAAGAAGUGCCAGGGUUGCUCGAGUGUUCAGUUUUAUAAGGAGAAUGGGGGUUUGACGGCUUCGCUUACUCAGGGUAAGGGGUCGACUGUUUUGGAUGUUGAUGGUGCGAGGGUUGUUGUGCUUGAUCGGACAUCGGCUUAUGAGUUCUGGGCUCCUGCUCUCACUGAUGAUCCUCUCGUUCCGGAAACUAAGGCUGUUCUUGUUCAAGGGCCUUACCUUGUUCGUGGAGCCAAGUUGACUGGUUCCAAGCUUGCUAUCACCGGUGACAUCGUCAAUGCGACUACACUAGAAGUUUUUGCUCCCAAGGCUGUCAAGUCUGUCACUUGGAAUGGAAAGUCGGUUAAAACGAAGUCGACUGAGUACGGCAGUCUCAAGGCCUCGCUUGAUGCACCGGAAUCAAUCAAAUUGCCAUCGUUCUCCUCGUGGAAGGCAAAGGACAGUCUGCCUGAACGGUUCGCUGAUUACGAUGAUUCAGGUGCGGCUUGGGUUGAUGCCAACCACAUGACCACACUGAACCCUCGAACCCCGACAUACUUGCCCGUUCUCUACGCAGACCAAUACGGCUUCCAUAAUGGUGUCCGUCUCUGGCGCGGAUACUUCAACGGAACAGCAACAGGGGCAUUCAUCAAUGUGCAAGGAGGAUCCGCCUUCGGCUGGUCCGCCUGGCUAAACGGCGUAUUCCUGGGCUCCUACCUCGGCGACGCCAACACCGCCCAAGCAAACCUAACUCUCUCCUUUGCCAAUGCAACCGUCAACAAAAAGGCCCCCAACGUUCUCCUCGUCGUCCACGAUGACACAGGCCACGACGAAACAACUGGAGCCCUCAAUCCGCGCGGAAUCUUCGACGCCAGCCUCACUGGCUCCACGUCAGGCUUCACGCACUGGCGUCUGGCCGGCAACGCGGGAGGUGAAUCAAACAUUGACCCAGUCCGCGGCGCCUGGAAUGAAGGUGGUCUCACUGGUGAGCGUGUUGGAUGGCAUUUACCCGAUUUCGAUGAUUCAGCAUGGAAAACCGCCUCUUCAAGCAAGAACAGCAAGGGAAAGAGUAUCCUUUCCUUCGAGGGUGCCACAGUCCGUUUCUUCAGAACAACCAUUGACCUUUCUCUCCCAUCUGAACACGAUAUCUCGAUUUCCUUCGUUCUCUCCACGCCAUCGGGAACGACGAAUCUAUACCGUGCUCAGUUGUUCGUUAAUGGGUAUCAGUAUGGUCGUUACAAUCCCCACAUUGGAAAUCAGGUUGUGUACCCUGUUCCUGUUGGUAUCUUGGAUUAUACUGGGAAGAAUACUAUUGCUGUUGCUGUUUGGGCGCAGAGUGAGGAGGGAGCUAAAAUUGGUGUUGAGUGGCGGGUUGAUUAUGCCGCGGAGAGUUCGUUGGAUGUUGCUUCCUCUAAGACUGGGGCAUUGAGGCCAAGGUGGAGUGAGGAGAGGAAGAAGUAUGCUUGA
Penicillium antarcticum is the source of this 3042-nucleotide messenger RNA. RefSeq names its product glycoside hydrolase family 35 protein. Gene Ontology annotation, molecular function: beta-galactosidase activity. Bases 1 to 3042 code for a protein of 1013 amino acids. NCBI's taxonomy places the organism in Eukaryota, Fungi, Ascomycota, Eurotiomycetes, Eurotiales, Aspergillaceae. Gene Ontology annotation, biological process: carbohydrate metabolic process. Gene Ontology annotation, cellular component: vacuole. The record is from RefSeq and is a predicted model, not a curated record. The transcript is spliced from 5 exons.